ACAUCUCAGAAGGACAAAGGUGCUGGUCACCCAAAGAUAUCCACAGUUGAAGUAUGGAGAAUUCACAUAAAGCAGAAGUUCAGCAGAAGCUGGUGGGUGGUGGUGGAGGCAGAGUCCCACCCAAAACUCAGUCUGCAGAGAGAGAACAGUGGUCCAGCAAAAUGCAAUUCUUCCUGGCUGUGGCUGGACACAUAGUUGGCCUUGGGAAUGUAUGGAGGUUCCCUUACCUGUGUUACAGGAAUGGCGGAGGUGUUUUCUUCAUACCGUAUGUAGUGUUCCUUUUUGCCUGUGGAAUGCCUCUCUUUCUCCUGGAGACUUCACUGGGCCAGUACACCAGCCAGGGGGGCAUUACUUGUUGGAAGAAAAUUUGUCCACUUUUUGAAGGAUUGGGCUAUGGAAGUCAGGUGGUUGUUUUAUACACUGGAAUCUAUUACAUCAUCAUUCUGGCCUGGGCAUUCCUCUAUCUGUUUUCUUCCUUCAGCUCUGAGCUGCCCUGGGCAAGCUGUAAAAACACCUGGAACACAGAAAACUGCUUUGAGUAUGACCAGACCAAUCUGACUGAGGAUACCACUGUGAAAACAACAUCAUCUGUUGUUGAAUUUUGGGAGAGGAGGAUUCUGGGAUUGUCUAGUGGAAUUGAGGAGCUGGGUUCUGUGAGAUGGGACCUGGCUCUGUGUCUUCUGCUAGCCUGGGUCAUCUGCUAUUUCUGUGUCUGGAAAGGAGUGAAGUCCACAGGCAAGGUGGUGUACUUCACAGCUACCUUCCCCUACGUGAUGCUGGUCGUGUUGCUGGUCCGGGGGCUCACACUGCCUGGGGCAGCGGAUGGCAUCAAGUUCUACCUCUACCCCGAUCCAGCACGCCUGGCUGACCCUCAGGUGUGGAUGGAUGCUGGGAGCCAGAUCUUUUACUCUUAUGGAGUUUGCACUGGUGUCUUAACAGCUCUCGGGAGCUACAACAAAUAUGAUAACAACUGUUACAAAGACUGUAUUUACUUGUGCCUGUUGAACAGUCUGACCAGUUUUGUGGCCGGUUUUGCCAUAUUCUCAGUACUAGGCUUCAUGGCCAAUGAGCAGGGGCUGGAUAUCUCUAUGGUUGCUGAGGCAGGCCCUGGAUUGGCUUUUAUAGCAUAUCCGCGCGCUGUGGCUUUAAUGCCUCUUCCCCAACUAUGGGCCAUUUUCUUCUUCAUCAUGAUUGUGUUCCUUGGGUUGGAUAGUGAGUUUGUUUACCAUGAAGCUUUGGUCACCGCUAUCAGCGACAUGUAUCCAUCCUUCUUCCAAGAGCAAUAUAAACGUAAGGUCCUCCUCCUGAUCAUCAGCAUAGCGAGCUUCCUGAUUGGCCUGGUAAUGGUCACAGAGGGUGGCCUCUAUGUUUUCCAGCUGUUUGAUUACUAUGCUUGCAGUGGCAUGACUCUACUGACUUUUGCCAUUUUGCAGUCUAUUUGCAUCGGAUGGGUUUAUGGCGCAGGACAUUUGUAUGACAACAUUGAAGACAUGAUAGGCUACCGGCCGUGGCCUGUGAUGAAAUAUUGUUGGCAAUAUGUAACUCCAAUUGUGUGCACAGCUACUUUGAUCUUCUCCAUUGUGAAGCAUACCCCGCUGCAGUUUAACAACACAUAUGAUUAUCCAUGGUGGGGGUAUGCUAUUGGUGGAUUCUUCACCCUGUCCUCUACUCUGGUGGUGCCUUUGUGGAUGAUAUAUGCCAUCUGUACCACCCCAGGAACCAUGCGUGAGAGACUACGGACGCUGUGCACCCCUGCAAAGGACCUCCCGCCCAGAGGCCAGUCCCAACAAAAGGAGCUCCAGUUAGUCACUUUUGAGACAUUCACCAUGUUACAAACCCUGCGCACGAGUAGCACCCACUCAGACUCUGUUUUCCUUAAAGGACCAUCCUAA
Messenger RNA from Alosa sapidissima (American shad), 1892 nucleotides. RefSeq names its product sodium- and chloride-dependent GABA transporter 2-like. Gene Ontology annotation, biological process: sodium ion transmembrane transport. The record is from RefSeq and is a predicted model, not a curated record. The coding region runs from base 54 to 1892 and encodes 612 amino acids. Gene Ontology annotation, cellular component: membrane. The transcript has 15 exons. NCBI's taxonomy places the organism in Eukaryota, Metazoa, Chordata, Actinopteri, Clupeiformes, Clupeidae.